GCCGAGCCGGAGCGUUCAGAGGCGACUGGUAUUGUUGGGUCCUGCUGUGUUGCGGUGGAGGCGACUCAGUGUAGUUGAAUUCGCAGCAUCUUCGGAUUCGCUCACAGGUCAAAAUGCAGAUCUUCGUGAAGACCCUGACCGGCAAGACCAUCACCCUGGAGGUGGAGCCCAGUGACACCAUCGAGAACGUGAAGGCCAAGAUCCAGGAUAAGGAAGGCAUCCCCCCUGACCAGCAGAGGCUCAUCUUUGCAGGCAAACAGCUGGAAGAUGGCCGCACUCUUUCUGAUUACAACAUCCAGAAAGAGUCGACCCUGCAUCUGGUCCUUCGUCUGAGGGGUGGUAUGCAGAUCUUCGUGAAGACCCUGACCGGCAAGACCAUCACCCUGGAGGUGGAGCCCAGUGACACCAUCGAGAAUGUGAAGGCCAAGAUCCAGGAUAAGGAAGGCAUCCCCCCUGACCAGCAGAGGCUCAUCUUUGCAGGCAAACAGCUGGAAGAUGGCCGCACUCUUUCUGAUUACAACAUCCAGAAAGAGUCGACCCUGCAUCUAGUCCUUCGUCUGAGGGGUGGUAUGCAGAUCUUCGUGAAGACCCUGACCGGCAAGACCAUCACCCUGGAGGUGGAGCCGAGUGACACCAUCGAGAAUGUGAAGGCCAAGAUCCAGGAUAAGGAAGGCAUCCCCCCUGACCAGCAGAGGCUCAUCUUUGCAGGCAAACAGCUGGAAGAUGGCCGCACUCUUUCUGAUUACAACAUCCAGAAAGAGUCGACCCUGCACCUGGUCCUUCGUCUGAGGGGUGGUAUGCAGAUCUUCGUGAAGACCCUGACCGGCAAGACCAUCACCCUGGAGGUGGAGCCGAGUGACACCAUCGAGAAUGUGAAGGCCAAGAUCCAGGAUAAGGAAGGCAUUCCCCCUGACCAGCAGAGGCUCAUCUUUGCAGGCAAACAGCUGGAAGAUGGCCGCACUCUUUCUGAUUACAACAUCCAGAAAGAGUCAACCCUGCACCUGGUCCUCCGUCUGAGGGGUGGCUGUUAAUUAUUCAGUCUUGCAUUCAUAAUGCCCAAUGAUUGGCAUCACUCUGCACUCUAGCUAUUUGCCCCAAUUUAAGAUAGUUACAGUAAUAGCUAAACUUGUUCAAAAUGUUAAUAAAGGUUUUGUUGCAUGGUA
Messenger RNA from Eubalaena glacialis (North Atlantic right whale), 1163 nucleotides. It is a transcript of the gene UBB, whose product is annotated as ubiquitin B. The record is from RefSeq and is a predicted model, not a curated record. Lineage: Eukaryota; Metazoa; Chordata; Mammalia; Artiodactyla; Balaenidae. Gene Ontology annotation, biological process: protein ubiquitination; modification-dependent protein catabolic process. The coding region runs from base 114 to 1031 and encodes 305 amino acids. Gene Ontology annotation, molecular function: protein tag activity; ubiquitin protein ligase binding. The transcript is spliced from 2 exons. Gene Ontology annotation, cellular component: cytoplasm; nucleus.